AAUAAAAUGAAAGGUACUUCAAAGAAGAAUACAGUUACUGCCUUUAAAACUCCUGAUGACAAGGACCUCUUCCUGGCGAGGGACGCUCAGAAGCAACGAAGGAUUGAAGCCAAGGAGAAAUUUAAGAACCAGAAAAUUUGGGAUAAGAAAACAGCUACUAGCCGACUUCCCCUGAAAAGGUUCAAGGAUGCUGAUUUACCCCCUUCUGAUGCUGGCAAACAGGUUAUUGUGUUCAAUAAUCCUUCUGAUAAGGACAUUAUUGACGCUGCGAAGAAUAUAUGUAAGGAGAGGGUUCAAUUUCCCAAGGAUCAUCGAUCCCAGAACGCUUAUGAAUUUAUUGAACAAAAGAAGGAAAUGUUCUUAGUUCAGUUAUCCCAUAAUACAAUUAAGAAAGAAAUCGAUGCUUUAGAGACGAAGAUAGAGAGGAAAGUUAAAGCCCUUGACCAGUCUAAGAAGUUGCUUAAUCAAGAUGAAAAAGAUGUCAGGAAUUAUGUAGAACAUAAUAAUGAAAAUACAAAGAAGAUUGAACGAGAAGCUGAAGAAAAGAUGAAGGAAAGAAAAGAGCUAGAAGAACAGCUUAAAAAUACAGAAGCUGAGAUUACUAAUCUCAAUUAUCAAAGUUCAAAGAAUAAUCAAGAUACCCUAGAAACACUUGAGGCUCACAAGAAGUUCCUCGAAGAACUCUCUGAUGCGGAGUUUCUUAAAGAAAAUAGAGAAAAACAGCAGAAGGAAAUCAAAGCUCUUAAGAAAGAUUGGAUCACCGAGCAACUUGCUGAGUCCAAGAGCAAAGGCAUCUUCACACAAGAAGCUGCCAAGAAAAGCGGCAAGAAAGACGAACGAAUCAGGAUGACCACCAUCACCCCAGACAUGUCUGACGAAGAGAUGGACAAACGGUUCCAGUACUGCUUAAGCAACUUCUUGGUCAGUGUCCCCAAGAACUUCUACCACGAAGAAAUCCAGUUCAAAGACCCUGACGAGAUCAGCCAGAAGUUCAACGACCUCGAAGAGAAAAACCUGUUUCUGAUCCAUGCCAGACAGGAGAUCGAGCAGUCGCUUGAAGAGCUGAGGAAGGAAGACAAGAAGAUCCGCAAGGAGCUCACCGAAAGGAAACUCAACUACCAGAAGAAGCUCGAACUGCUCGAGGAAAACGAAAAGAACUACUACGACAACAUCGGCACCAAGGUCGCUGGGUUUGCAUCCCAUCCAAGAAAUGCUAAGGAAGAAGACGAGGAGGAAGUCAGCGUUCUCCUCGAACAUCUUCGUAACAAGAUCGAGAUAGUCUGUAAGAAGACCAAGGCUGAAAAGAUCGACCUCACCGCCAAAGGAACAAUCGACAUGUUAUCAGAUAUAGAAAUCGCCCUUGACGACAGAAUCCACGAACUAAUGGAGUACAGGUACUCCGACGAACUCGAAGUUAAAAGAGCGGAAGGCAACAUCAAGAACAAAAGAAAAGAAAGGAACAUCAAAGAGACCAAUGAUAAGAAAUUUAGAGAAGAAAGGGAGAAAAAGAAGAGAGCCGAUGAGGCCAAUGAAAAAUCCAAGGCAACCAACUUCAAAGGUAGAAAAGCUAUGUACAGGAGUAAGAAGAAAUCUAUCGUCAUGAAGAGGGAUGAGCCCAAGGUCGACCCCCAGGUUGAAGAGCGCAAGAGAUACAUCGGAGGCAUGUUUUAGGCCACGGAUUUUGAAUUUUCAAAAAAAUGUACUUUGAUUGG
Moneuplotes crassus is the source of this 1712-nucleotide messenger RNA. Lineage: Eukaryota; Ciliophora; Spirotrichea; Euplotida; Euplotidae. The record is from the annotation of a GenBank genome assembly.